AUGGAUAACCUGUGGGCUCGUCGCACAAACUCCAGCAAGCUCUCCUUGACGACGCCAGCCAACACCGCCACGGGUGACUCUGGCAGAUUUGCCUCCUCCCGGCGCCAGGAUGGCAAGCCAGGAGGGUUUCCCUCUAACCCAGGAAGCGCCCUGGCCUCGCCGACCACGGGCAAUGGUGCCUCUAGCGCUUUUGGCCUAGGAUCUGGCGCUUUUGCAUCCUUCGGCUCUGCAAAAACGCCAAAGACGCCGGGCAACCCCUUCGAUACCGUCAUGGCAUCAGCCGCGCCAAAGCAGUACGCUGCAAAAGAUGCCGCCAAGGCGGCUGGAAAGCCGCGAAGCAUGGUCCCUAUAUCAGAGGCCAGUCCUUCUGGCUCCGCUGUCGGCCAGAUACACCCGCUGAAAGACGCCUGGUCAUUCUGGUACCGUCCGCCCAUCUCCAAGGCCCAUGGCUACAUCGAGUACGAGAAUACUCUUCACGGAAUUGCCACCAUGCGCACGGCCGAGGAAUUUUGGGAAAUCUACUCACACCUCAAAAGACCCUCGUCUCUGCCUGUAGUGUCUGACUACCACCUCUUCAAAAAGGAUAUUCGACCUAUCUGGGAGGACGAGGUCAAUAGGAAUGGCGGGAAGUGGGUAGUCCGAAUGAAGAAGGGCGUCGCUGACCGUCACUGGGAAGACCUGCUCCUCUCCCUUGUCGGGGAUCAGUUUGGUGAUGCUGGCGAGGAAGUGUGCGGUGCGGUGCUCAGCAUGCGAAAUGGCGAAGACAUUCUGAGCAUUUGGACUCGAACGGAUGGUGGUCGUGUGCUUAAGAUUCGCGAAACUAUGAAGCGUAUCCUUAACUUCCCGCCCAACACCCGGGUCGAGUUCAAGAGCCACGACUCUAGCAUUCAGCAGCGAACCGCCAUCGAUGAGCAGCGUCGUGAGAAAGCUAUUCAGCACCACACCGACAAGCGAAACGCAGGCAGCUCGAGACAGGGCCACGAUUGA
Messenger RNA from Cordyceps militaris CM01, 987 nucleotides. RefSeq names its product eukaryotic translation initiation factor 4E type 3. Gene Ontology annotation, molecular function: translation initiation factor activity; RNA 7-methylguanosine cap binding. Lineage: Eukaryota; Fungi; Ascomycota; Sordariomycetes; Hypocreales; Cordycipitaceae. Gene Ontology annotation, biological process: translational initiation. The coding region runs from base 1 to 987 and encodes 328 amino acids. Gene Ontology annotation, cellular component: cytoplasm; eukaryotic translation initiation factor 4F complex. The record is from RefSeq and is a predicted model, not a curated record. The transcript has 3 exons.